This is a messenger RNA of Salvelinus fontinalis (brook trout), 1413 nucleotides long. RefSeq lists its product as uncharacterized. The transcript has a single exon. Bases 1 to 1413 code for a protein of 470 amino acids. The record is from RefSeq and is a predicted model, not a curated record. Lineage: Eukaryota; Metazoa; Chordata; Actinopteri; Salmoniformes; Salmonidae.
AUGGAGCAGAGCAGCUCACAGCCCAAAGCACUCCAACACCCUCUCCCUCCAUCCAGCCCACAGCACCCCAACACCCUCUCCCUCCAUCCAGCCCACAGCACCCCAACACCCUCUCCCUCCAUCCAGCCCACAGCACCCCAACACCCUCUCCCUCCAUACAGCCCACAGCACCCCAACACCCUCUCCCUCCAUCCAGCUCACAGCACCCCAACACCCUCUCCCUCCAUCCAGCCCACAGCACCCCAACACCCUCUCCCUCCAUCCAGCCCACAGCACCCCAACACCCUCUCCCUCCAUCCAUCCCACAGCACCCCAACACCCUCUCCCCCAUCCAGCCCACAGCACCCCAACACCCUCUCUCUCCAUCCAGCCCACAGCACCCCAACACCCUCUCCCUCCAUCCAGCUCACAGCACCCCAACACCCCCUCCCUCCAUCCAGCCCACAGCACCCCAACACCCUCUCCCUUCAUCCAGCCCACAGCACCCCAACACCCUCUCCCCCAUCCAGCCCACAGCACCCCAACACCUUCUCUUUCCAUCCAGCCCACAGCACCCCAACACCCUCUCCCUCCAUCCAGCUCACAGCACCCCAACACCCCCUCCCUCCAUCCAGCCCACAGCACCCCAACACCCUCUCCCUCCAUCCAGCCCACAGCACCCCAACACCCUCUCCCUCCAUCCAGCCCACAGCACCCCAACACCCUCUUCCUCCAUCCAGCCCACAGCACCCCAACACCCUCUCCCUCCAUCCAGCCCACAGCACCCCAACACCCUCUCCCUCCAUCCAGCCCACAGCACCCCAACACCCCCUCCCUCCAUCCAGCCCACAGCACCUCAACACCCUCUCCCUCCAUCCAGCCCACAGCACCCCAACACCCUCUCCCCUAUCCAGCCCACAGCACCCCAACACCCUCUCCCUCCAUCCAGCCCACAGCACCCCAACACCCUCUCCCUCCAUCCAGCCCACAGCACCCCAACACCCUCUCCCUCCAUCCAGCCCACAGCACCCCAACACCCUCUCCCUCCAUCCAGCCCACAGCACCCCAACACCCUCUCCCUCCAUCCAGCCCACAGCACCCCAACACCCUCUCCCUCCAUCCAGCCCACAGCACCACAACACCCUCUCCCUCCAUCCAGCCCACAGCACCUCAACACCCUCUCCCUCCAUCCAGCCCACAGCACCCCAACACCCUCUCCCCCAUCCAGCCCACAGCACCCCAACACCCUCUCCCUCCAUCCAGCCCACAGCACCCCAACACCCUCUCCCUCCAUCCAGCCCACAGCACCCCAACACCCUCUCCCUCCAUCCAGCCCACAGCACCCCAACACCCUCUCCCUCCAUCCAGCCCACAGAGACUGAUUGUAUCAUCUGUAAGAAUCUGAAAGUAUCUCGUAUUGAGGUGAAGUUUUGA